AAUAAACCAUGGACAAAAACGUGCCUACGCUGGUAUCCACGGCGACACGUCGAGUUUGUUGAAUUUUCUUUCGGUUCUAGAACAAAAAAUCAAGUUUGGUGAGUUUUUUUGGCUUUUGCUAGGAAUUUUUCAAUAUUUUAUACGCGAAAAAAUAUCCGAACUACCGCCAUGCCGGAACAGCAGAUUCCGGCCGAGGACCGACCAUCGUCGAGUUCGUCGUCGGAACCCGCCGGCGGCUCGCUGGGGCAUUCCCCCGAAGAAGUGCGCAGCGAGGCUAACGGCAAUGAGUUCGUGGCCAUCCGAAAUCUGAUCAACAGUAAUCGAUCCACGACCCGACACCGACCACGUCCGCCCGUGCCCCGGUUGCCAUUCGAGUCCUUUAUCCCGGCACCGAUGCGCUACUAUCCGAUUGUAAUUCCGGCUGAACCGACCAUCGAGGAUUUGUUGCGCCAAGCGGCGGGAUCCACCGAACUUCACCGAGUAACGGAAAUCAAGCUGAAGGUCAUCUCGCACCUGACCAGCCUGCAGCGAAUUCCGUGCUUUAUACCAAACCUGCGCUCGCUGACACUGGAGGGAAGCAUCGUGAUGACCUUGAGGGAUUUGGGUUGCGACAUGACGUCGUUGGUUUAUCUGAACGUGAGUCGGUGCAGCUUGAAGAACCUGGACGGAACCAGCGGGCUGGAGACGCUGGAAGAGCUGGUCGCCGAUCACAACCAGAUCGAGGAGGUCGGACCGUGCACCAAUUUGGUGCAAAUCAAGAAGAUCAGCUUGAAGAGCAAUCGCAUCACCGAUCUUGGAAGCAUCACAUUUCUUGCGCUAUGCGAAAAACUAGAACAUCUGGAUCUUCGCGAGAACUUUGUCUCCGAGAACCCCUCCUUCCGGCACAUGCUCAAGGAGAACAUUCCACAGCUGCGAUCGCUCAACGAAAUUCCAUUUUCGGAUGCGGCCCGCGAAGAUCACACCGACAUGUCCAGUUCGGAGUACCAAUCGAGUUCGUCGAGCAUUGAAGGUGGUCCGCACACCAACCGAUGGGAAGUUGGAGGUAUUGGCGACGGGGCCUGGAACGAGCGUCAACAGCGGGAGGUGCUGCAGCCAUUCAGACCUACCAGCAGUCACCAAGAGCGAACCGUAACGCUAGAACUGCUCGACGACGCACGACCAGCUACCGCGGAUGCAACGAAAAUAAAGCACCAACUCACAUCCGGAGAGCCACUCUGCGGAACGAUCGUAACCAAAGCCCGCCGAACGCGCCGUCAGCGAACGGCCUGGGGCGAAUCGACGUCCUGCUCCAGCAUGAGCAGCUCGGAUUCGUCCUACUCGAAGGACUUCCCCGACCGACUCCCGCAGAAAAGCGUCGACCUGGAGCUGGGCGUUAUCGGUGGAUCUGCUCCUCCGCCAAACGAUCCCACCGGCGGUGGCGACGAUGACUCGCAAAGUUUGCUCCGGGCGGCACGCCUCUGGCGCCAGCGAUCCCUCCAAACGCGGGAAUCGAUCCGCGAGCAGGAUCAGCUGCAGCGUCACGUAAGUGAGGGUUGAGUUAAGGUGAAAAUUGUUGAUUUGUUCUGUACAGAAUUUAUUCUUGCUAAUAAAUAAAUUUUAAUUAGUAUA
Molecule: messenger RNA, 1608 nt
Organism: Culex quinquefasciatus (southern house mosquito)
Lineage: Eukaryota; Metazoa; Arthropoda; Insecta; Diptera; Culicidae
Product: leucine-rich repeat-containing protein 56
Exons: 4
Coding region: 169-1536 (455 amino acids)
Source: RefSeq, a predicted model, not a curated record